UUAUUUAAGCGGUCCAGCGAGAUACUCGACAAAACGGUUGUCUACACGCGCGGGGCGAAUAGGCAUAGGAGGGUAUCGCCAUCCCGGUAGUAGAUCUCGAGUGUUCUAUAUCGUCGCGAUCAUGACGAAGUUUUCGGAUAUUACUGCUGAAUCCUGGCAAACAGCACCAUACGAUCCUAGAUUUCCUAAUCAGAAUCAGACUAGAUACUGUUACCAGAGCUACAUAGACUUUCACCGAUGCAAGAAGAAGCACAAUGAAAAUUAUGAAGCUUGCCAAUACUUUAAGAGAGUCUACGCUUCGAUGUGUCCGAAUGCCUGGGUAGAAAAGUGGGAUGAACAGGUCGAAGCAGGCACAUUUGCUGGUCGCAUCUAGAAUUUCCCGCGGUUGAUAUGCCGCAUUUGCUUUAUCUUAGUAAACUAUAAAUAGUCAAACAGAAUUCUAGAGUUAUGUCACUUCCUGUUUGUAUGUGUGUAUGUAUGUGUGGUGUGUGUAUGUAGAUAUAUAUAUAUAUAUCUACAUAUAGUAUAUGUAGAUUUCAUAUAUAUAUAUAUAUAUGUAAAAUCAAUUUAAAUAAAUCUAAUACCAGUCUUUUAUCUCUCCCAUUAUGAGAUCUCCUGUUAUAUCUCAGCGAAUUUAUGUGAAACUUAAUGAUUACACUUCUCUCUUCUGAUUAUCAUAAUUGUAUAAUGAUCUAAUUUGUGAAUUUGUAUAAGUUAAAAUUUUGUCUACCUAUGGUAAAUAAGUAGCUCGCGGCAUAUUUCAAUAAGAUAAAGUGAUGUAAGUCUAUAUAAAAUAUUCAUUAUAAUA
Messenger RNA from Pogonomyrmex barbatus (red harvester ant), 808 nucleotides. RefSeq names its product Cytochrome c oxidase subunit 6B (gene COX6B). The record is from RefSeq and is a predicted model, not a curated record. NCBI's taxonomy places the organism in Eukaryota, Metazoa, Arthropoda, Insecta, Hymenoptera, Formicidae. Gene Ontology annotation, cellular component: mitochondrion; respiratory chain complex IV.